AUGGGAAGCACUACCGCCUUCAGAUCCGACUUCCAUUCCACCCUCAGCGGCGACGGCGACUCUUACCGUCGUUUCGACAGCGGCUCGAUUUCCUCGACCGCUGUGCCGCGCGGGCGGCUGACCGAGCUCAGUAGCUUUGACUCCGAGACUUGGAGACCGGCGGUACCUGGUGGGGCCAAAGAAACCAUAGGAAAAUGGAUGAAAAUGCUAAGACACUAUAGGAAAACCAUGGUGAUUUAG
Cladocopium goreaui is the source of this 240-nucleotide messenger RNA. Lineage: Eukaryota; Dinophyceae; Suessiales; Symbiodiniaceae. The record is from the annotation of a GenBank genome assembly.